Molecule: messenger RNA, 4411 nt
Organism: Fundulus heteroclitus (mummichog)
Lineage: Eukaryota; Metazoa; Chordata; Actinopteri; Cyprinodontiformes; Fundulidae
Gene: naglu
Product: N-acetylglucosaminidase, alpha
Exons: 6
Coding region: 659-2995 (778 amino acids)
Source: RefSeq, a predicted model, not a curated record
AAUUAAUCAGCUUUGUAGUUAAGAGAACAAAUAAUCCUCUCCUAAUAAUUGUGCACACAGUGUAUAACAGAAAUAUCACAAUCUCUGUUUGUUUUGGACUAGUUCUUUAACUUCCUGGAUCAUGCCGUCUUUGACUCAUUAUCCUUUUAAUGUUUGUUUAUUCUUACCUUGUGGAUUUAAUUAGUGGAUUCUGUAUCAUUUUGGUAUUAUUUUCUGUUGGAUUUCUUCUUAUGUUUUUUCCCCUUUCUACUCUGUCUAUUAUUCUCCCUCAGCUCCCUGCCUUUAGUUCCUGCAGCUGUUACUAAAAAUCACCUGAUAAUCACCUGAUUACUUCCUCCUACCUUUGUCCUUAUCUCACAACUCUGCUUAUAUAGCUACUGCCUGGUUUCUUUAAGGUAAGCCAAAUUAUGCGGAUCUCGGAACGAGUCGGAAUUCCCAUCCCUCAUAUUUUGUAAUCACGUGACAGAUUUAUCACGUGAGCCCGCUAUGUAAAACUGCUGUCGUCUCAUUGGGUGGGAGAUAUUACUGAGUCAGCAUCUCGUUCUCUGAUUGGACAGCGUGCUCUGUGUAAAGCACCGUUUCCUGCUUGCCAGCAAAUAAAGAAAUCCACUAGUUUUUAAACUUCUUCCACUGUGCCUUUUUGUUAAUAAGGUUUAAGAUGUCGUGCGGAAAAGCCUUCUACGUGGCUCUGGUUGUCGGCUGUCUUUUUCUAACAGUAAGCUGCAAGUUUCCUACUCUGGACCGUAUCAAGCCAAAAGUAAGUGAUGAGGCACAGACGACAGCAGUGGCCGAGCUGCUGCGGCGGCUGCUGGGGAACAGAUCCACGGAGUUCAUGGUGUCAGUCAACAGGAGCCUCUCCAAUGACAGCCUGGAUGUCUGUGAGCUCAGAUCUGAUAAAAACAAGAAGAUUGUCGCCACAGGCAGCACCGGGGUGGCCCUGGCUUCUGGGAUCUACAACUAUUUGAAAUAUUUCUGCAACUGCCAUGUUUCCUGGUCUGGGAAGCAGCUAGAGCUGCCGAGUCCUCUGCCACAACUCACCGGCGUGCUGCGCAUAAACACCCCCCACAGGUUCCGGUAUUACCAGAACGUCUGCACCUUCAGUUACUCCUCUGUGUGGUGGGACUGGACCAGAUGGGAAAAAGAGAUAGACUGGAUGGCACUUAAUGGAAUCAAUCUGCCUCUGGCUUUCACCGGUCAAGAAGCUGUGUGGCAAGAGGUGUACCGUGCUCUUGGGUUAAACGAGUCAGAGUUAGAAGAGUUCUUCUCUGGACCAGCGUUUCUUGCCUGGAACCGGAUGGCAAACAUGGACAAGUUUGGUGGGCCUCUGCCUCAGUCCUGGCAUGUGAACCAGCUGUACCUCCAAUUUAAAAUCUUAGAGCGGAUGAGAGCUUUUGGCAUGAUACCUGUGCUGCCGGCCUUCUCUGGGAACAUUCCCAAAGGAAUUCUCAGGUUAUACCCACAAGCAAACGUUACUAGACUGGGACCGUGGGCACAUUUCAACUGCAGCUUCUCAUGCUCCUACAUCUUAGACCCAAGAGACCCACUUUUCCAAGAGAUAGGCGCCCUCUAUCUGUCUCAGGUGGUAAAACUGUUUGGGACAGAUCAUAUCUACAACACUGACACCUUUAAUGAGAUGACCCCACCUUCUUCUGACCCCAUCUAUCUGUCUGCAGUCAGUCGCUCUAUCUUUGCCUCCAUGACUGCCGUUGAUCCUGAUGCAGUCUGGUUGAUGCAAGGCUGGCUAUUCUUUAGUGAUCCCUCGUUCUGGAAGCCACUGCAGAUUCAGUCACUGCUACACGGCGUGCCCCUCGGAAGAAUGAUUGUGCUGGAUCUGUUUGCAGAGGCUGACCCAGUUUUCACGUACACCGAGUCUUUCUAUGGACAGCCCUUCAUCUGGUGUAUGCUGCACAAUUUUGGGGGCAACAAUGGUUUUUUUGGCACAGUUGAAAGCAUCAAUUCAGGGCCUUUUAAAGCCCUGCAUUUCCCAAACUCCACUCUGGUAGGAAUAGGGAUGACACCUGAGGGUAUUGAGCAGAAUCCUGUCAUUUAUGAGCUAAUGAGUGAAUUGGCAUGGCGCAAAGAGCCAGUCAACCUGGCAAAGUGGGUGUCACUAUAUGCGGCACGGCGCUAUGGUAGCAUGCAUGAUAACCUGACGGCUGCCUGGAAACUCUUAUUCUCCGGCGUUUACAACUGCACUAUACCAGGCUAUGUCAAUCACAACCACAGCCCACUAGUUCGCAGGCCGUCUUUCCGAAUGAGAACAGACCUGUGGUAUGACCCAGCUGAGCUGUUUGAAGCUUGGAAGCUCUUCAUGGAAGUAGCUCCUUCUUUUAUGUCCAAAGAGACCUUCCAGUAUGAUCUUGUAGAUUUGACCCGGCAGGUCCUGCAAGUUCUGACGUCGUCGUUUUACCAGGAUAUUGCUGAUGCCUUCCAGUAUAAAAAAAUGCCAGAGCUGCUGACUGCAGGUGGUGUGCUAGUCUAUGACCUCUUGCCUGAACUCGACCGAUUGUUGAGCAGCAACCAGAACUUUCUGUUAGGGACAUGGCUGGAGCAAGCACAGGCCAAGGGCCUGAAUGAGAGAGAGGCGCAGCUUUACGACAUGAAUGCCAGAAACCAAGUCACUCUGUGGGGUCCCAGCGGCGAGAUCCUGGACUAUGCCAACAAAGAGUGGGGGGGGCUUGUGGAGGACUACUACGCUCAGCGGUGGGGGCUGUUUGUCCAAACACUGGUGGAGUGUCUGGACAAAGGAAUUCCAUUCAAGCAGGAUUUAUUCAACCAAGCAGUUUUCCAGGUUGAAAAGGGAUUCAUUUACAACGGCAGAAAGUACCCAACCAAACCUCAGGGAGACACUUAUGAGAUCGCACACAGAAUUUUCCUCAAGUACUACCCUCAAGCCAUUAAGAGACUACAGCAGAUAGACAAACACUCCCACAGCUAUCGGUCCUACAGCUAUCGGUCCCACAGCUAUCAGUCCCACAGCUCUCCGUCCCCAUGACUGUCCCUGUGCAUUACUAAACGCCGUCUGGAUGUACAAAAAAACUAUCGGUUGUGUUGAUUUAUUGAAAUAAGCAGCAGAUUUCUCUUCAUGAUUAAUGGGAACAUUGGUUAACUUACUGAUCACCUUUUUGUAAAUAUCCGUCAGAAAAAAGGAGAAAGAUGUUAAUUGAAAACAUGGUUGACUUUGUGAAAGUUUUGUUUCUAAUUAUAAUUCAAAUAAUUUCAUUUUUUUUAUUUUUUUUUAUUAAGAUUCAUAUGCACUGUUUUACGAUGAAAGCCUUCCGGAGCUUCAUCUGUGCCAUUCUAAUCCAUUUACUUUCUUUCUAUAGUGCCUGUUCAUGACAAUAUUCAUCUCAGGGGACUUUACAGUAAGGCAAACUGGUUCUGUUUAGAUGUAAUCACCGUCCAAUCCUUCUCAUUAGAAACAGCCGUCAGAAAAUGGUUAGUGUAAAAUCUGCCGCCUGAUUCAACAGUUUUUUUUUUUUUGUAUGCUGCUGCUAUUCUUUCACUUUAUUCAAAGCAAUUUGGUGAUCACAAACAAAUGCUUUUGUAACAGGGUUUGAAAUCCUUAAUUUUAGACAAUUUUCAUUUCAAAAAUAUAUAUAUAUAUAUUUUUUUUUUAAAUUUGCAACAAACAUCCAGCUUUUUAUCGGAACUGAAUGAGGGACGUGUUUCAUCUAGCACACAGUGCUAUUUAAUGUUCGCAUCUUUAAAGUACUUUUAAAUUGAAAACACUACAAACUAGUGAUGGGUAGCUUUUUUAAAUGCUUUUUUUUAUUUGUAAGGGAAAAAAAGUUUUAUCAAUAAUUGUGCUUUGCAGAUAUGACGUGAGGUAACUUAUCUGCCGUACCCAUUUUCUACUUAUGAGUUAUGACUCUGCUCAUCUUGUGUAGGUAAGAUCUUGACAAGUUGUGCCUUCUCAGAACAGAAUCUGACUUAAAAAAUGAUGAACUGUCACUGGGAGGCCCUCUUAUCAACCAGUAGUUAGCUGUCUAAUCCCUAGCCCCCUUGCCAUGACACUGAAUGUCUUAAUGAAGACGUCGCGCUCAUCAGGAAGUUGCUAUGUGUGUAUCCAGAAAAGGACAAGACGGUCCAUGUUUUUAUCACAAUACAGUAGUAGGGAGUAGAUUUAUCUUUAUAGAUCCUGCCUUCUUGCUGUGUUUUCAUAUUUUGUAGUUUUUAUGUUACAUUGCUGUGAUCACCCAAUGAUAUUCUGUGUUUUCAGCCAAGUAUGCUGCAGUUAAUUUCUUAUUAGAAGGAAGUAAAGUAAAUUGUGUUGUAUUUUCUUUGUUUUGGGACGCUUUGUUCUGUCUUUUUCUUAAUUUUUUGAUGUUUAUAAUGACUGUCAAUUGAAGUCAAAAUUACUACAUUUUCUAUGAUUACAUUGGAUAAUAAAAUAUUUUGUGGAAGUUCA